Molecule: messenger RNA, 1892 nt
Organism: Achroia grisella
Lineage: Eukaryota; Metazoa; Arthropoda; Insecta; Lepidoptera; Pyralidae
Product: zwei Ig domain protein zig-8-like
Exons: 7
Coding region: 432-1313 (293 amino acids)
Biological process (GO): synapse organization
Cellular component (GO): neuron projection membrane
Source: RefSeq, a predicted model, not a curated record
GCACCCGCGGGCACUUACUCUGUUUCCGAACGCAUUUAAAAAGUAACAUAUUCUAGUUGCGAAUUUUAUUAAUCUGUGCUACUCGCGCAUGGCGCGAAAAGUUUGUGAUCCAUUUAAAAACUUUAUGGAACGGAAAAACGAAAGAUGAAGUGACUGCCCAGUUUUUAUUGUUUUUUAGAUUCUUUUGUUUUAGCUUUGUCCGUUGUUUCUUUUUGUUUGAAAGUGCUAAAGUGUACAAAAAGGACAUGAAAAGCCAUUUGUGACUAACAUAUUGGAAAUAGAUUAUUUGUAGACUUUAUUUAAAUUAGUUCUGUGGCUUUUGAGUUACAUCUACAAACAAAAUGUUAAUUAUAUUUUGUAUUGAUUAUUUAUGAUAUUUUGGAACAAUACUUUUAAGAAGGAACGACGUCAUCCCCUCUGGGGUUUGAGCAAUGGGGCGGACGUCGGGCGCAGUAUACCUCUUUACAGUUCAUUUUCUGUCCUGCAUUAUUGUUUGCCGACUGGACAGUGGAAGCAGUCGGCCGAGAGACCAGAGUACCGUGUCAGAAUCGUCAAGACGGUUCCGAGCGGAAUUCCUAGAAGACUGGCCCCAAGCGCCCGGCGCCCCGUAUUUCGACCCCAGUACUCCCGACAACGUGACCGGACUUGUGGGUCAUCCAGUUACCUUACUCUGCAAAGUCAAGAAUCUACAAAACAGAACUGUGUCAUGGGUGAGACAUCGUGACAUCCACUUACUGACCGUCGGUCGAUACACAUACACCUCGGAUCAGCGUUUUGAGGCGCAGCACAAGCCUCGCUCGGAGGAAUGGGCGCUGAGGAUACGCAGUCCACAGCGGCGAGACUCCGGGCAAUAUGAGUGCCAGAUCUCUACCACGCCUCCCAUUGGACACGCAGUGUAUCUCAAUAUCGUAGAACCGGAAACAGAAAUUCUAGGUGGUCCAGAUUUAUUUAUCUACGCUGGAUCUACGAUAAAUUUAACGUGUAUCGUACGACAUACCCCAGAGCCACCAAUAACAAUUAAUUGGACUCACAGAAGUAAGACGAUAAACUUCGACUCCACACGUGGCGGUAUAUCGCUGGUGACUGAGAAGGGUAUACAUAGUAGUAGUAGGCUGCUCGUCCAAGCUGCGCGUACGUCCGACGCGGGGGCAUACCAGUGUGUUCCAGAUAAUGCUCAGUCUGCUACAGCUCGCGUCCAUGUACUUACAGGAGAAACUCCAGCGGCAAUGCAAGGUAGCGCUCAAUGGGCCAGUUCAUUGAGUUUACCUGCGCUUGUACUACUGGCCUACGUUUUACUAGUUCUACAAGUCUGAUUUAGUUAUCCACAUAUACAGUUUUGAAGAAAGCCUUAAAGCUGCAAGAACUGUGGCGGCUUGCAGUUACGACCUUCAGCUUUGAGAGUAAAGUGAGGAAUAAUAUACACUAAUUUAUAGUGUGAAAAUGAAAAAGACAUUGUGAUGGAAUAUAGAUAAGAAAAUACGAGUCUGUGGUAAAACUACAGGAUAAACAUAAUGAACUCUAUUGGAGUGGUGUAUGGGAAAUGGACAAUUAAAUAAUAAACAAUAAAUAUCAGAUAUAAAGUGCCCAAAUGAAACUCGAGUGCAAGUGAUUUGUGAGAAAGAAAACGUGUUAGUACCAACGAGUUGUGUUUUUGAAAUUCUAAAGCCAGUGUUACACUGAUGUGAUACAAACGUGCAAUAGACGCAUAUCUGUGCCAAUACCGCAUAGAAUAUCCUACAAUCAGGGUAAAUAUAAUUAUUAAAAUUCCAAUAUUAAUAUUAGUCACUUCAAAUUCAAUUCGAAAGUUGUCGAUCAAUAAUUAAUGGAUAAAUGUAGCAAUCAUAAAAUACGAUAGUAUAGAACCGUUUGUUUUCAAACUUGACAUUGAUUUC